AUGGAAAAGCUUCCGGAUGAUUGUCUUUCACAGGUUUUUUAUUUCUUGUUAGAUGAUAAAACUUCCCUACACGCUUCAAUCUUGGUGAAUCGAAAAUGGUGCAAAAUAGCUAUCAACUUCUUAUGGAGAAGGCCAUUCUAUUUUGUGUUGGCAGAUAAAAACACAAUUAACUAUACUUUUAGUCGACGUAAAAGGACCGGAAUGCUUAUGGAAGUCAUCUUGUCUUGCUUGACAAGUGAUGAAAACUCGAACAAUAAUAAUAUUAAGAAAAUUUAUAAUUUAAGAAACUCGUCACGAGCAUCAAGAGAAAGGGUAAUUAUUGAAAAAGGUCCUAUCUUUAAUUAUGUUGGAUUCAUUCGACAACUUGACCUUGAUGAUUUAGGACUUGCAAUCGCAGAAUGGGCUGAAUAUUGUUGUUCUCAAGAUUCUAAUAUUAAUAAUGAAACAUCUUUACAACGAAAUGUAACAUUUGCUACUUUAUUAUCACGUAGAAUUACAAGAAAUUCAAUUUGUAAAAGCUUUAAAAACAACAAAUCAUUCAUCAAAGAAAUUGCCGAAAGAAUUUGUAAAAUUUUGGUAACAAAAAUUUCCAGAAUUGAUUCACUUUCGGUUAAACCUAUAUGUCUUUCGAGAUGUAUAGAACCUUCUAUUAUAAUUAGGGAUCACCUUGUUGAAAAUUCCGUUUACAAAAAUAUUAUUAAUGAAUAUAUGGGAUUUAUUACAUACCCUGGUGCAAAUGAUUGUUUGUCUAAGCUCUUAGAAUUUUCAUGGAAUAGCUGCUCAAGAUCAAUUCAAGUUGUAAAAGAACUUUCAUUGGUGACAUCCAGUGUAAAAAAAAUAUCAUUUGACAUAAAAAAUAAUGUAGAGAUUUUAGUUUUUGAUGCCAUGAUAUCAUUGAUCGCAGCACAAACAGCAUUAACGGAUUUUGAGAUUUCUAACUUCGAGAUAACUAAUUCUAUUUUGAUGGAAACUCUCGCAAGACAUAUGAAUACCUUGACUCGAUUAUCUUUUAAUUGUAUAAAUAUUUCUAAAUCGGAAAACAUUUCAAUCAUAAUGCAAUUUAAAAAGUUAGAAGAACUUGAAAUUAUUAGUUGUAAACUUGAGAGUAGAGAACCUUGGCCAUUAAAUUUAGAAAAUUUUCCUAAUAUGAUUGUAUAUCGAAUAGAUGAUGUAUUCCCAACAACUAUCGCAAUGAAAGAUAACAACGACUCAAUGUUAGGAAAUUUAGGUACUAUGUUGAAUACUUUCGUGUAUAAUCAAUUUCAGUCUUAUAAUUCGGAAACCACCAGAUCAAUCAUUGAGAAUAUCGAAAAUUGUACUAAUUUGACACAUUUUGAAUGUGAUGCGGAAAUUGAUUCAAUUAAUCUAUUAAUGCCAAUUUUUUUAUUAUCGACACGGCUUCAGACGAUUAUUAUCAAGAAUAGACGACGUUCAUUAGAUAUGAAUGAAAUGUUGAGAGCUGUUCGAUUAACACGAUUGAGUCAUUUAGAACUCGAAGGAUAUUGGCGAUUUACAUCAGAUUCACUGGAAACCUUUCUCAUCAAUUCAAAUCCAUUGCUUAAAACCUUAUCAUUACAUUAUUCAAAUUGUUUUGAAGAUGAUCACCUUGAAGUUUUAUUAAGAAAUUUAAGUGGAGUAUUGCAAAAGAUUGAUUUGAAAGGAAUGACAAAAAGGUUGAGUUUCGAUAUGAGGAAAAAAGCACAUCGAAUUUAUUUUUCGUCUUCCCUAUCAAUAUCAACAAAAAUUAAACGAAAUAAUGGGUGA
Diversispora eburnea is the source of this 1764-nucleotide messenger RNA. The record is from the annotation of a GenBank genome assembly. NCBI's taxonomy places the organism in Eukaryota, Fungi, Glomeromycota, Glomeromycetes, Diversisporales, Diversisporaceae.